Messenger RNA from Bombus huntii, 831 nucleotides. RefSeq names its product sialidase-like. The record is from RefSeq and is a predicted model, not a curated record. The transcript has 3 exons. Bases 1 to 831 code for a protein of 276 amino acids. Lineage: Eukaryota; Metazoa; Arthropoda; Insecta; Hymenoptera; Apidae.
AUGAAGACCUUCGUAGCUUCUUUACUCGUCACUUCACUCAUCGCUAUUAGCGCAAGUGAAUCCAUAAAGAAAGUGCAGAAACGUGGACUUAUCGGUGGCAACCAUGGCUUUGGCGUAUCAGGCGAAGUAGCUUCAGCUGACUCCGGAUACCUCCCACCUGUAUCCUCUGUAACAUCUGUCAAGAAACCCUAUGUAGUGUCCUCCGCUCCAGCCUUGUCCUAUGGUGUCCCAGCGUCAGUGUCAUCUUACUCUGUUCCAGCUUAUGAAGUUCCAGUCUCUGCAUCAGUUCCAUCCUAUAGCAGCUCUGUUUCGUCAGCAGUUCCAUCCUACACCGCUUCUGUCUCCGCAGUCGCAUCUUAUGGUGCCCCUGUUGCUGCACCUCUUCCAUCUUACAGCGCCUCUGUCUCAGUACCAAGUUCAAGUUAUGGUGUCCCUAGUCUGUCACCAGCACCAGUUCACAGCAGCCCUGCUCUAGCUGCUUCAGUACCUUUGUCCGUGGGAUCCGUCAGUGUACCUAGCACUUCUUAUGGUGUACCAAGCGCCGUUGUACAUUCCGUGCCAUCUGUGGGAGUCUCAUACAACUCAGCCAAUUAUCCAAGUAGAAAUUAUGGUGUACCAUCAAGCUACGUUUCUGGAGGUGGACUUUCACUGGAUUCUUUCAACGUGCCUAGCAAAGUUUAUGGAGUACCUAGCUCAGGUAGCUAUAGCAGUGGAUACUCUAGUGGAUCAGUAUCAAUUUUAUCGUCGGGCAGCUUGGCAUCGAGCUCUGCUCACGCAGCUUCCAAUGAUGGAUAUUCAUACUCUGUACCGUCGAAACAAUUACUUGUCUAA